GUCCUGACUCCUGACCAGCUAGUUGCAGGUAGACUCCUGACCUCCUAGUUGCAGGUUGCAUGCAACAUUGGGCUCAGGACUCGCCGUCUGCUCAGAAACCGUUCCCUGUGUCGGUGAAAAGGACGGCCCUCAUGUUGCAUCCAGGCAGGAGCCAUGGACGACCUGCGAAGGAGGCCCAAACCUUGUAAGUUUGGAAUGGGGCGGUCGACGAGGGCCAUUUUGUUGUUGAGCAUCCUUCUGGCAUUCCAAUCCGCAGAGGCAUUGCAUGGAGAGCGGGUUGGAGUUGGGCUUCAGCUUCACAAGACGAGCGUUUCAGAAGAGGGGUUUCGCCUAGAAAACCCCCGGGACAUUGCACGCUGGGAGCUACCGAAUCCUGAGAAUAAGGUUGCAGCUGAAGGCAGGCUGCUUUCGGCAAAGCAUCCGAAUUUGCCGCUCGUCACUGGUAGCAGCGAAGGUUUGCUAUCGAGCGAUCAAUUGCAGGCUAGUUUAGCGUGUGACGUUGACCUUGGAGGCAAAGGGUCGCUGGAUGCUACUUGUGAGCUGAAAGAUUCGGUCACUCUCAGCGGUGCGUCAAGUAUACAGGGGGCCGGCAACCUGACUCUGCUUCAGGGCGUCACUAUCAAUUGCUCCCUCCCAGACUGCCUCAUAAACAUAACCCUCGGAGGCGACUUGAAAUUGCUGAAGGACGCAGCAAUUGUGGGAGGGCAAUUACAUGUAGAGGCGGAGAAUGUUGUCAUAAAAAAGGGGGGGACAAUCAGUGCCAAGGCACUAGGGGGCAAACCGCCCCCCCAGACAAGCGGCAGCCCCACCACCUCAGAUGGCUCCGGGGGAGGACAUGGGGGCCGGGGGGCAUCUUGUUCAAAGAAGGGGGCAAGUUUCUCUACUGACACCUGGGGGGGCGACGUGUAUGCGUGGUCCACUCUGGAUGCCCCUUGGAUGGUUGGCAGCAAGGGGGGCCCAACCAAAGGCAAUGGGACAGGUGGCGGUGGCGGAGGGCGCAUCCACAUGGUAGCCCGUGAGCUGCUGUAUGUUGAAGGGGAGAUCAGCGCAGAGGGAGGGGACGGGCAAGACAGCGGCGGGGGCGGAUCUGGGGGCAGUGUCGUUGCAAAAGCACGCACACUUGACGGUCUCACCACCGGCCGCAUCAGCGCAGCAGGGGGGGAUGGUCACGCUGGAGGAGGAGGUGGCCGGGUGGCUUUUGACUUUGAGAGCCGCUCGAACGUGGACAUCGUGGCAAACGGCGGCGAGAGCCUGGGCUGCCCUGACAACGCGGGCGCCGCGGGGACGCUGUUCGACGUAUCGCUGCAAACGCUGACGAUUAGUAACGAGGGGCGGCACACUCGCACGCGCACGCCGCUCUUCGACUUUCCGAACCACCCGCUGUGGACCAACUUCGUCAUGGACGACCAGGCCAAGGUCGUCGUGCUCUCGCUCUGGAGCAGGGUGCAGGUGCAAGGCAAGAUCGUGCUGACAGGCUUCUCGGUGCUCAACUUCGGGCUGGCGGGCACCGCGUGGGCGGAGCUCGAACUUUUUGGCGACGAGAUCGUGAUGCGCAACUCGAGCAUGUACGUCUACGGCGCCAUGAAGCUGGCCGCCAAUCAGCUGCUGCUAGACAACGCGACGGUGCAGAUCAUCGGGGGUUCGUCCGUGCUCACGAGAACGACGGUCGUGGAGGUCAACCACCUAGAGCUCAAGACGCUGUCCAGCAUCGAGUCGAACGCGAACCUGGGCAUCCAGGGUCAGGGCCUGAUGGCCGUUUACGACAGCUGUCGCAUCGCCGCGCGCAAGCUGUUCGUCUCGCUCUUCUUCCUGCUCAAAGUCGCCGCGGGCGCGACCCUCCAAGCCCCCACCAGUUUCAGCGACUCCGAGGGGGCCCCCGUCGCGCUCUACUGCGACCAGCCCACGUGCCCCCCUAGUGUGAUCCAAACCUCCCAGGACUGCAGCAUCGACCCGGAGUCCCCGUUCACACUGCAGCUGUGCCGCAUUGAGGAGCUGCUGAUCGAGGGGGUGGUAAAAGGCGCCGUGGUGCACAUACAGAGGACCAAGUUGGUGACCAUCGACAAGGGGGGGCAGUUGACCGCAGCCGGACAGGGGUGCGGGGGGGGGCAAGGAAUGGGGGCCGGACAGGCUGGGGCGGAAGGGGUUGGCGGCGGGGGGGGCACGGCGGGAGAGGCGGAAACGGGUCGUUCAACAAUAACACCGCGCUAG
Molecule: messenger RNA, 2208 nt
Organism: Klebsormidium nitens
Lineage: Eukaryota; Viridiplantae; Streptophyta; Klebsormidiophyceae; Klebsormidiales; Klebsormidiaceae
Source: the annotation of a GenBank genome assembly